This is a messenger RNA of Zymoseptoria tritici IPO323, 921 nucleotides long. RefSeq lists its product as uncharacterized. The record is from RefSeq and is a predicted model, not a curated record. The transcript is spliced from 3 exons. Gene Ontology annotation, biological process: regulation of transcription by RNA polymerase II. NCBI's taxonomy places the organism in Eukaryota, Fungi, Ascomycota, Dothideomycetes, Mycosphaerellales, Mycosphaerellaceae. Bases 400 to 921 code for a protein of 173 amino acids. Gene Ontology annotation, molecular function: DNA-binding transcription factor activity, RNA polymerase II-specific; RNA polymerase II cis-regulatory region sequence-specific DNA binding; protein dimerization activity.
AUCUCAGACCUCCUCUACUUACACAUUCCACGACAUGCCGCAUCGCGGGGAGACUCUCAGAUGAGUCAAGCCAAGGCUUUGACCACGAUUCACCAUUAAAACACUCGAAGCUCGAGCUCCGCGCAUACAUUACCCUCUGGUUCUGGACCCCUCAACACGGAUGCUCGUUUCCACGACGCCAAACUGUGCGCACACGCCGUGAGCCUUGACUUGAAAGAACACACUGUUGCCAAUUUGCUCGACUGCCGAGAUCAGAACCGAGGACGAGCCAGUAAGAUUCAUCGCCAGUCACUAAUUCGACCAGAUAAUUCCCAACUUCGAAACAAAACACAUCUCGUUUGCACCGAAGCUUGCAAACGAACUUCCACCUACCUGCACCACCACCCUCACCCGACCACAAUGAAUGCCGGCUUAAACGACAUUCACAACAUUAUAGCCCAAGACAGAGCGCGCCUCCGCACAAGCAGUCAAUCGGCCGAUCAGUCGCCAUCCCACCAGCCUCCCUCGCCCGACAUCAACAAGCGUCCAACCUCCGCCGAUAAGGCCAAAUCAAGCAAAAUGCCUGGUUCUCCCCAUUCACCCACCAACCAGGCCAAGGCUCGUCUCACCAACGAGCAGAAGAAGAAGAACCACAUUGAGUCGGAGAAGAAGCGCCGCGACGCCAUCCGCGCCGGCUUCGACCGCCUCGCCGACGUGGUCCCCGGCAUGCAGGGUCAAGGGCGCAGUGAGGCCGUCGUGCUCCAGCACACGGUCGCUUACAUGAAGGGCAUGAUCGAGAAGCGCAAGGCCAUCGACGCAGAGGCCAUCAAGAAAGGCUGGAACGAGUCUCAAACUCUCGAGGUCUACCUCCAGGCCGAGCGCGAGGUCCGCGCCCGCGAGCAGGAAUUCGAGGCCGCCAAGGCGAGGCAGCAGGGGAGGUAA